Dermacentor silvarum is the source of this 2908-nucleotide messenger RNA. RefSeq lists its product as uncharacterized. The record is from RefSeq and is a predicted model, not a curated record. Lineage: Eukaryota; Metazoa; Arthropoda; Arachnida; Ixodida; Ixodidae.
AUGGCGCGAAAUGACUCCGCGAGCGGUUCAGUGAUGCAACAGUUGCUGCCAGCAGCAGCGCCUACUUCGUCAGUAGAGGAUAUGUCUGAUUGUUGCUCCAUGGACACAUCAACGGCACCCAACUCGUGCGAUCAAAGCGUCCAGGUAAACAUCAGGUCAACUUCAAGCGUGCUUGUUACUGAGAGAGCCAAAUGGAUAAGGAAAGAAAAGGGCUUGAGGAGUCAGCUGCUUAGACUGCAACAGACCGUCGACAAAUACAAAAUGGAAUUGAAAAGGCUACACGAGGAUGCCCUAGUGGCGGAUGUUUCUUACAUCAAGGAAAGGGCGGAAGAAAAGGAACCUGCAGCUCGAUUCUUGAUUGAUCAAAUCCAGAACUUCAGGAAGAAGAGGCCAAGCUGGUGUGAGGAGACAACCCGACGUUGUGUAGUUUUAAGGCAUCUGUCGGCAAGGGCAUAUGAACACAUUCGCGGUGAAAUGCUUCUGAAGCUUCCUUGCAGGAAGACUUUGAGCAACUACUUCGGAACCACUAGUGGAGAAACAGGCUUCAGCAAACUCGCCGAAGAUCGCCUUAGAGUAGAAGCUGAGAGCUUGAGUGUACCACAGUCAAGAGUGUGCUCACUCAUAGUGGAUGAAAUGAAAAUCAAGGAAAAGUUAGCCUACAACAAAGAGCAGGACUGCUUUGUGGGGCACGCAGACAUCUCUUUGGAACAACAGGGUGGUGACCUCACGUUAGCGAACUCUCUUCUCUGCUUCUUAAUCACUGGACUCUCGACAUCGUAUCGCAUUCCAGUGGCCUACUAUUUCACCAAGGGGUUAACAGGCCCACAGCUUCACAAGUUGUUGAUUUUUGUGCUGGAGAAAGUAGAGGCCUGUGGUUUCAGGGUAGUUCGUUUAGUUAGUGACAACCACAAAGUUAAUGUCAAUGCCAUGAAACUUCUUGGAGAUGGUAUUCUUACGUACAGGAUAACACAUCCCUGUGACUGCGACAGACUCCUCUUUUUAAGUUUUGAUCCGUGCCAUGUUUUAAAAAAUGUUCGCUCGCAGUUUUUGGCACAGAUUGGCCCGAAAGGAGAGGUCUCGUCCUGCUACAUCAAGAAGCUGAACGAACUACAGAAGGACCUGGUUGUAAAGCCUGUCCGCUACCUUGGCCGCAAACAUGUUUACCCGAAUAAUAUAGAAAAAAUGAAUGUCGCAAGGGCAAUUCAGGUGCUGUCGCCUGAUGUUACUGCGGCCCUGGAGCAUCUCAGGAGCCAAGCUGGGCACACAUCAAGUUUCUCAUUCGCAGAUGCAGGUCAGACCAUCAUUUUCAUGCAGAACAUGUAUCGCUGGUUUGUGCUGCAUGACACGAGUAAUACGACCCAGCACAUCCACAAAAAAUGGCCCGACACUCGGCAAUUCGACGAUGCCGAAGAUGCCAGACUGGAGUGGCUUGAGGUAACACUGCCCAUGUACUUGGACAAACCGAAAAAAAGCUGUGGAGAUAAAAAGGAAUUUUUCACGAAAGAAACGUACGAAGCAUUGCUUCUGACCACGUAUUCCACAGUUGCCUGCAUCAAGUACUUGCUCACAGAGGAGAAGUUCCUGUUUGUUCUCACUCGCAAGUUUAAUAGUGACCCGAUCGAGUCGCUGUUUGGCACAUUGCGAAUGUCCGCCGGCUGCAAUGACAUGCAGAAUGUUCGCUCUGUUUUGUCGGGCCCGGAGAAGGUUCUGAAAACUGGAAUUGCAGCAUCCAGUGUGACAUCAAAUGUUGCUCACAGUGAACGUGCACAAAUGUCGACAGGUACCCUGCACACUGAAGCUUCUCCUUCGCCAGCACAGCAGCUUCCUCAGCUACAGAGAGCUGCUUGUGUUUUGCAACGGCUCAACACGACAGUCUUGCCGCAGCAGUUGCCUUCACUAGAAAUUUCGGCAACUGCUUACGUUGGGGUCACUUCAGUCUGCACGAAGCCUGCAAGCAAUCAACCCAUCUUGCAGUUCACUCGCAGCCAGGACCGAGGUGGGCAGCUUUACCCGCCAGACCAGUUGCUGUUUGCCGUUGACGUGCUAAGGACAUUUGCUGAUCGUGCCCUGAAGGACAACCCUGCUCUGCUAAAGCAAUUGUCAACACUGGUGAAGUAUGCUGUGCCAGCCCUGUGUGCUUCAAACCUGCUCAAGUGCAAAGAGAGUGAUGCCAUUCACAGAGUUAAGCUCAUGGAGCUGAUAUCUGUUCGGUUUUUGCGGCCACUGCUGGUGAACUAUGCAUUCAACGUCAGUGACAAGCAUGAUGCAUUAAAAUACUUUGCAAAGAAGCCCCUGUCCCGGAAAUAUGUGAAGCUGUAAGUGCUUAAGGGCUACUGAAAAUACAGGUGCUUACAAAUAAAUGUUUUUUUCAUUAAACGUGUGUAUUCGUAUCGCAUCAAUUUGUUAAUUUUCCAGAAUAUAGAGCCACCAUGCAUGGCAAGUCAAUGUUGGGAAUGCAUGCCCAUCAUGUCCACGCGUAGGUCUGUGCGUACGCGGCAUCUAAAGGGCGCUACGUCGAUGGUUCUUCAGAUAAAAGCUGGAGCUAGCGGUAAGCUGUUAAGGUAGUUAAAGAAAAACAUCGCCUUUCUUCACUUGUCGCAUAUUGAAGCUGGUCCAACGUCCUUGUAAAUAACGACGAAUUGGCGUUUUUGAUGCAGCGAGGUGCGCGGUCGCAUGCUUUUAUUGAGUGAACCUAUCGGUUUGUCUGCUAAUGAAGGUAGGUGAUUGUACGCGAUGUUUUUAGUACUCAUUUAGCGUGGUGUUCUUCGCUUACGGUUAGUGCGUGAAAGCUGGCAGCUAACGCUUUGAAACACUCGGUAAAAUCUUUCAGUGAUUGCACCCGCGAUAUCAACCCUGCGUGGGCACUGUGGGCGUAGCACGCGGACGCUGUUCGAGGUUUGAGCGCAGA